Hordeum vulgare subsp. vulgare (domesticated barley) is the source of this 1708-nucleotide messenger RNA. RefSeq names its product UDP-galactose transporter 1-like. The transcript is spliced from 5 exons. Gene Ontology annotation, molecular function: antiporter activity. The record is from RefSeq and is a predicted model, not a curated record. Gene Ontology annotation, cellular component: Golgi apparatus. NCBI's taxonomy places the organism in Eukaryota, Viridiplantae, Streptophyta, Magnoliopsida, Poales, Poaceae. The coding region runs from base 364 to 1377 and encodes 337 amino acids.
CGCUUUCCAUGAUGACAGGGAACAGCCUCCCGUCCUCGCCCUCCUUCACACAAACCGAGCUCUCAACCUAAAACCGGGACGAAUCCUGCCCUGGGUAUCUAUUCUCUUCUCACCUCUCCGAUCUCUCGUGUUUCUCUUCGCUGGACAUCGACGGCGCCGCCUCAAGUUCUCAUCUUUCUAGAACCUUCUGGAAGAACCGGCGAUGCCUUCUAGAGCGGGUCGUCCAGAGAGGAGUUUUCGAUGGAUUAAUUGAUUAUUAAUCAAUUCAUUCCGGAACGCCGGCCGGUUUCGGUUUCUUCCCUUGGCCUUCUUCUUCAUCUUCUUCUUCAUCUCUUGUGGAGGAGAGGCGUUUGUUUCCUUGCGAUGGAGGAGGGGAAGAUGGGGAACGUGGCGACGGUCCGGGCGGUGCUCGCCAUCCUCCAAUGGUGGGGCUUCAACGUCACCGUCAUCAUCAUCAACAAGUGGAUCUUCCAGAAACUGGAGUUCAAAUUCCCUCUGACUGUGUCGUGCGUCCACUUCAUAUGCUCUUCUAUUGGAGCCUAUAUCGCAAUCAAAGUGCUCAAAGUAAAACCGCUGAUCGAGGUCGCCCCCGAGGAUCGCUGGAAAAGGAUAUUCCCCAUGUCAUUUGUGUUCUGCAUAAACAUCGUGCUGGGAAAUAUCAGCCUGCGGUACAUCCCGGUCUCCUUCAUGCAGACCAUAAAAUCUUUCACUCCUGCAACAACAGUUAUUCUGCAGUGGUUGGUCUGGAGGAAAUAUUUUGAGUGGCGCAUAUGGGCUUCUUUGAUUCCAAUAGUGGGUGGAAUCCUCUUAACUUCAGUAACUGAGCUUAGCUUCAAUAUGCUUGGUUUUUGCGCUGCCAUGGUUGGCUGCCUCGCCACAUCUACAAAGACUAUCUUGGCAGAGUCCCUACUCCAUGGAUACAAAUUUGACAGCAUUAACACCGUGUACUACAUGGCACCCUUUGCCACCAUGAUACUAUCGAUACCAGCGAUCGUACUCGAAGGGAGCGGCGUAAUCAACUGGCUCUACACAUAUGAUUCAACCGUCCCUGCACUAAUCAUCAUAAUCACCUCAGGAGUUCUAGCCUUCUGCCUCAACUUCUCCAUCUUCUAUGUUAUCCAUUCAACGACAGCGGUGACCUUCAAUGUAGCCGGCAAUCUCAAGGUUGCUGUCGCGGUACUGAUCUCCUGGAUGAUCUUCCGCAACCCGAUCUCCGCCAUGAACGCAGUAGGGUGUGGGAUCACGCUCGUCGGCUGCACCUUCUAUGGCUAUGUGAGGCAUCUGAUCUCCCAGCAGGCCUCCACCCCUAGCCCGCGCACCCCGAGAAGCCGGUUGGAGAUGCUCCCCCUCGUAGGCGAAAAGCAAGAGAAGAUCUAGCAGCAGGACAUAUAGGCGCUCUUGACAAUCAUAGGAAUAAUAAACACACAGCAUUUGGGGUUAGAAAGAGCAAAGUUUCGUAGGAUACAUAUUUUGGUGUUGGUAACGAUGCUGUACUUGAUCCACCAGACUUAAUUUUGCUGUUGUUCCAUGUCAGUUGCUGCACCCGGUUUGUUCUUCGUGGAACUCUGAUCUGACAUUUUUUGGUCUGUGCUGCUGGACAAAUACUUUCUCGUGUCAGUAUAAAUUGUUCAGGAUGCUGCUUGCAGUAGCACCUAACCAUUGACGCUAGCAGAUUGUUGCCCAAAUUAUGGCACAAUUAUUUUGUUUC